GGGCCGCCUUUGCCCUAUGGGAAAAGCGUCGGAAACAUCUGUGGGAAGAAGUCUGGGUGUAGGUUGUUUGUAAAGUCCGCACUACGUUCCACCUUAAUAAACGGUAGCUGCCCUAUUGCCUGGACACCUAUACCAUAGUCCCUAGCCUUUGCCGGAUGCGCAUCUCGACUUGUCUAUAUAGCGUUCGAAAGGAAGGAUAGCUUAUCAGCUUCGUCGAAAACGGCCGGCCCAUCGAUUGGAAACAUGGCAGACGAUGAGAAACGACCAUGUCUCCAAGCCUUGGUCUGAGGGCCAGCUACUUCCCAACACAGCUAUGCUUAACGACUCAUCCGUGUCCGGCCUAGCAGCUAUAUUAAUACGGGUAAGCCUAUAUGUGUACUGCGUUUCGGGUGGUACGCUACAUAGCUUUUCUCUCUCCACAGAGGAUAAAUCUUGGUGGGUAGAAGAUUCCUGCCCCCCUUUUCCUAAACUACCUUAUUAAUGGUACAUUAACUAUUGCCUUUAGUUCAUAGGGGUGGAACCUGGUCGUUCCUUGUUAGUUAAAUGGCCUCUUAUAUACUUUUAUAGAUGGCUCUUUAUUAUCGCGUUCCUAGUAUAGUGAAAAGAGGUUUUGGGAGCUAGUAGACUAUGUCGCCAUGGAUUUGGGCAUUAUUUCAUCUGUGUGUAUUGCUGCAAGAUGGGUAUGGCUCCCCGGAG
Molecule: messenger RNA, 696 nt
Organism: Xylaria bambusicola
Lineage: Eukaryota; Fungi; Ascomycota; Sordariomycetes; Xylariales; Xylariaceae
Exons: 1
Coding region: 254-481 (75 amino acids)
Source: RefSeq, a predicted model, not a curated record